GAUGAAAUUUAUAAAUCGUCCAAGUGUUCAAUUGUUUUACAAUAAUGAAGACCUUAAAAAAGUAAUAAAAUAAUGUCCAUCAUUAUUUAAUUACAAACCUACUCCAUAUCUUAAUGGAUUAUUACAUACUUUAUUAGGUAUGUCUUAUAUCUAUUUUAAUAGCAUCAUUCAAACAUCCAGCUGAAAAACAUACAUCAAAUAGAGAAAUUGUGCAUGAAGCAGGAUUAUCUGUUGAUUGGAUUGAUAAAGGAAAUGGUAUUGAUAUUUAACAUCCACUUUUAUUUAUAAUGCCAGGUCUAACAGGAAGUGUAGAUGAUGGAUAUAUAAAUACAAUAGUAUCAUAAGCUCAUCUACAUAAUUUUCAUAAUAUCUGUAUUUACAAUUAUAGAAUGCUUGCUAAAAAUGCAGAUUUUUCUUUUAAACCUGAAUGUUACAAUUAUGGUUUAAAGAUGUAACCAAAUUAAUUUAUGCCUAAUUAUGUAAGUAAUGGAUUUUAUGGAAUUGAUAAUGAUUACUACUAUUUUGAAGAUGAUAUUAUAGAAGGCAAGAGAAUUCGUAUAGAUUUAGUGGCAGAUCUUCAUUACACAUUAGAAUAUUUGAAAAAUAAAUAUCAAUUUAAUAAAAUAUUAGCUAUAGGUUGUUCAUAUGGAGGUGUAUAAUUAGGUAUGUAUUUGGGACGAUUUGAAAAUAAAGCUCUUAUUAAUGCUGGAGUUACUGUUUGUUCUCCUCAUAUAAUGAAUAUCACUUAAAUCUUUUUAUCUACAUUUAUGAAUUUAAUGUUAUGUAAAAUCUUAUAAAGAGGACUUAAGGCUAUAAAAGAUCAAUUUAAUAAUAGAAAUAAUUACCCUAGUAAUUGGACAAUUGAUGUUAAAAAAGCAUUAAAUUCUACUUGGAUUCAAGAUUUUGAUACUUAUUAUACUUCUAGAGUUUAUGGAUAUCGAACAUCUGAUGCAUAUUAUAGACAUUUUUCAUUAAUUAAUAGAUUUCCUAAUGUUUAAAUUCCAAUGCUUUGUAUUUCUGCUGAAGAUGAUGGUGUUUGUCAUCUUAAAGGAUUAGGAAAAGACGAAAUGAUUCAAAAUGGACGUACAAUAUUGUGUUUGACCAAAGCUGGAGGACAUAUUGGAUUUUUGGAAGGAUGGAAUGCAUCAUCAUUUUGGUUUCCAAAACCAGCAAUCGAAUUUCUUACAUUUCACAGUUGAU
Molecule: messenger RNA, 1200 nt
Organism: Paramecium pentaurelia
Lineage: Eukaryota; Ciliophora; Oligohymenophorea; Peniculida; Parameciidae
Source: the annotation of a GenBank genome assembly